AUGAGGAACAAUUCAACGGAUUCUUUUUAUGUGGUUGAUAAAUGUGAUGACAAUGAAAUAGAAUCAAUUGAAAUGGUCGAACAAAUUUUUGGAUUUAUAAAUGCGGUUAUGCCGAUUAUGGCAAUUCUUGCACUUAUUAUAAAUCUCAAUUUUCUUGUUGCUGUUAUUUAUGGAGUUAGAAGAGGGAGACUUCCGUUGAAACGAUAUGUAAUGACUAUUAAUCGCAGGUAGGCUUAGAGUUUGUGAAAAAAGAGUGGGAGGUCUGAAAUUCAAAAAAGUUCACCGGAGAAUUUGAAAAAUCAGGCUGGCUCAAAAAAUUGCGGAAAUUGUAAGAAGUUUGAACUGAUUGGUGACUUGACCCAAUUUUCUAAAGAUUUUCAGAUCUUUAAAAUAAGCAAAGUUUUUCAAAACUUAUUUUUUAAUUUUCGGUUUCCGUUUUCAGCUUAGCUGAUAUGAUGACGAUUUGUAUUGCUGGAACUCGAUAUAUCACCGAAUAUUUGUGAGUUUCAAAAUUAAAUCAACUUUGUCCAUCUCAAACCAUUUUUUUCCAGCACAAGAUGUAACAAUGCUCAUUAUUGUGCACCAAUCGAUAAUACAUGGUUCAGCAAUUUAAUGCAAACCACAUUUAUUCUGAAUUAUUGGAGUGUGUCUUUGUCAUAUACUGGAAUUGCAUUUUUGACAUAUUAUGCUGUUCGAUCACCAUUACAAUAUAAGGUAAAAAUAAUUAAUUAGUUAAGUAAAAAUAUGCAACUUAAUAGGGGGCUACAAAAAAUUAUAGCAUUGUUUGUGACCUUUUAUUUAUUCGCAAUUUUGUUCGUUUCAUUUUCAAUCGUACUUUGUCUUUUUGCUGUCUUCUCUAAUUAGAGUGUCUACAAAAAAAGAAACAACAACUGAAAAAAGAGAUAAUCUGAGUGAGAUUCGGAAAAAAACGAAGAAGAAAGUGCAUUUUCAAUUAGUAGAAGAACGGGGAACGAAAGAACUAAAAGUAGGGAGAAAAAUCUGAGAUGAACCAAUAAAAAACAAGAUUUUUGAACAAGUAAAUAGUAGAAGUAGAGAUUAAAGAAUUGUGAAUUGAACCCAAGUUUCAAAAUCAUGGGCGAGGCAGUUCGGAAUAGACGUUCAUAAUACAGCUACAUUUCUCUCCUUAUUCCAGGUUCGAUUAACAUCUUCAAAAGUAAUUCGAAUAAUUUUGUUCUCCUGGUUAUCAAUGAUAUUUUUAUUAUUCACAUCAGUUUUUCUAUUCCAAGAUGGAAAACUAAACUAUAAUGGAAAUAGUGUUAUUCAUUUAUUUUUCGAUGAUUUCUCAAAAAAUGAUCAUAUCGGAAUUUGGCUUGUCGAUUUAUGUGUUCAAAUCGAAAAUCAUUCAUCAUAUAAAAGUGCAAUGGUAACAAUGAUUCCCCCUUUGAUAUUUUAUAUAAUAUCAAUUGGUUGUUAUUGUUUGAUUUCUCAAGAAUUGUUUUAUCGAAGAACAACAAAUAUUUAUAAAAGACAUCGUUCAGCUGUUUGGAGAUUAGGAACUCAUUUGUUAUUAUUUUCAGUUGCAUGUUUUCUAACUGCAACUGCUUAUUAUGGAAGUAUUCCGAUCAGCAAUUUUUGUGAUCCGAAUUCGAAGGAUGAAGAAAGAUAUUUAUGUAUGGGUCCAGUUGUUAGUUAUACAAUGUAUACGGCAGCUGCUGUUAUUGGAUGGUUUGCAAGAAUGACUGUUGAUGGAUUUAUUGAUACUGUAAGUUGAAUGACUGAGAUGAAAUAGAGAGGAGGAAAAGGAUUUCAGUACGUUGAUGGAGUUUUGAGACAAUCAUUCUUCCAAGCAUUUCGACCGGUUCAAUCAAAUUUCACUGUCACAACUGCCGAUGUAAGUUUGUGAGGGUUCCCGGGGUUAUAGAUCCCGGGAAAAUCAAGGUUUCAUCCAAAAAUCAAAAAAAUUCCAGGGGAACAUAUUUGACAAAAACCAAAGAUGUUGAUCAAAAGAAAAUUAUUUUAGGUCCAAAAUUAAGGUUUUUGCAAAACACUUUUUUUUCAAAUUUGGAAUUAAAUUUUUUCUGAAAAAUUUAGAAAAGCCUGCUAUAUUUUUUCCCAAAAGAAAAAUUCAUCAAAACCAUUUUUCAGACACGUCAUCCUUUGGAGGUUCGUCCAUCUCAUUAUUUCUGUCGCAUGUCAGCUGUUUCAUUGUAGUUGAUCUAAUUAUUUUGCAUGCCCUUUCCUUCCAAGUUAGCAUACAAUUUUUUCCCAAAAUAUCCUAUGUUUUUAAUUUUCCAAUUUUUCGCAGAUUUCAACUCACAAAGUUUCAACAACGAGUAAUAUGAUUCCAAUGGCACAUGUAAAACGAGAAUUUUUAUGA
This is a messenger RNA of Caenorhabditis angaria, 2338 nucleotides long. Lineage: Eukaryota; Metazoa; Nematoda; Chromadorea; Rhabditida; Rhabditidae. The record is from the annotation of a GenBank genome assembly.